Molecule: messenger RNA, 1277 nt
Organism: Nematostella vectensis (starlet sea anemone)
Lineage: Eukaryota; Metazoa; Cnidaria; Anthozoa; Actiniaria; Edwardsiidae
Product: ribokinase
Exons: 3
Coding region: 192-1211 (339 amino acids)
Biological process (GO): D-ribose metabolic process
Molecular function (GO): ribokinase activity
Source: RefSeq, a predicted model, not a curated record
GCAAGAAGUUCAAUUGGAAUUAAAAAUGGCGGAAGAAGAAGUGGUUUUCCGGCCUUUCUGUUAAAAGCAGCAAAUUAAGACUCUGGCGAGCUAUAAACAGAUUACCAACCUUCCCUUAAUUAAGGCCAUCGUUCUCUAUGUGCAGAUUCUGUUUUGGUGAAGUGUAGAUUGAAGAAGGAAUCAUUCAAAACAUGUCUGGAGAUGUCCAGAGUGUCACUGAAGAGGCCAUCGUGUGCAGCGAGAGAGGGAAAUUUGAAAUAGUUGUGGUGGGAUCGUGUUUUGUGGACAUGUUGUGGUACAUCCCUAGACUUCCAAAAAGAGGCGAGACAAUUCAUGCGACCAAAUUCCAGAUGGAUUUCGGGGGGAAGGCGGCUAACCAGUGCUGCAUGGCCUCAAAGCUGGGUGCAAAGGUCGCUAUGGUAGCUAUGGUCGGCAAAGAUAAGUUUGGCGAUGAUACGAUACAAAACUUCAAAGAUCUGGGCGUGAAUACCGAUCAUAUACUCCAAACAGACGACGCAGCCACGGGAGUCACCAGUAUAAAUGUUGAUAGUGAAGGCAAACCAGGAUUUAUCAGUAUGGCAGGCAGCAAUAGGCUUUUGACAAUAGACCAAGUACAACCAGCACUCAAUAAACUCCAAGGCUUUCAUGUACUCGUCUGUGACAAAGGCAUUCCUUUAAACACUUCCGCUCAAGUUCUCAAACAUGGCAAGCAAUUAGGAGCAAAGACAAUCUUCAACCCAUCCCCAAGGAUUGAGCAGAUGGAGCCUGAGAUGUACCGUAGCAUUUCCCUGAUGGUCUUGAAUGGUGACGAAGGGGAGGGGCUUACAGGAAUACCUGUCAAUGACAUCACAAGUGCUAAAACUGUGAUAAUGGAGAUCCAUAAAAGAGGGACUGCAGCUGUGGUACUUACCUUAGGGAAACAUGGCGCAGUAUGCUCCCAAGAAGGAUGUCCUAUGUUCCAUGUCAAGACCCGCCAAGUGCAAGCUGUUGACACCACAGGUGCUGGUGACUGUCUAGUUGGCUGCCUUGCAUUCUACUUGGCUAACUACCCACACUUGUCGUUCCCUGAGAUGGUUGCUAGGGCAGUGGACAUCGCAACUACAGCAGUUACGUCAGGUGGUGUCCAGUCAAGCUACCCGUCUCACAAGGACCUAUCACAAGCCUUGUUUGACGAUAUAGAGGUUUACUCUUUGGACAAGAGUAUUGUCUGAUUAUUUUUUAUUAAAGUUUUUUAUUUCAUCAUAAUGAAUUAGUCAAUAAAUCAUCAUGGUGGCAAA